Molecule: messenger RNA, 845 nt
Organism: Xenopus laevis (African clawed frog)
Lineage: Eukaryota; Metazoa; Chordata; Amphibia; Anura; Pipidae
Gene: birc5l.S
Product: baculoviral IAP repeat-containing 5 S homeolog
Cellular component (GO): chromosome, centromeric region; chromosome; cytoplasm
Source: RefSeq, marked provisional
GCAGCAGAAGUGAUUUAGGUGCAGCUAGUUAACAUCUUUUCUCUGUGCAGUGAUAUAUCUGUAGCAAGGGGAGCUGUGCAUUCUCUUGGGGGUGGUUUAAAAAAAAACAAAACCAAAAGAAAUGUACUCUGCCAAGAACAGGUUUGUGCAAGCAGUGCAACGCCUGCAGGAUUUUAAGAAUAUGUAUGAUUAUGACGCCCGCCUUGCAACAUUCGCAGACUGGCCCUUUACUGAAAACUGCAAGUGCACCCCAGAAAGUAUGGCUAAAGCUGGCUUUGUUCACUGCCCCACUGAGAAUGAACCCGAUGUUGCUUGCUGUUUUUUCUGCUUGAAGGAGCUGGAGGGCUGGGAGCCAGAUGAUGACCCUUGGACUGAACAUUCCAAGCGUUCUGCCAACUGUGGUUUCCUCUCCCUGACAAAGUGUGCCAAUGACCUCACAAUGGAGGGGUUUCUGCGGCUGGAAGGUGAUCGGAUCAAGAGUUUCUAUCGCAAGUUUUCUACUGUCGUUCUCCAGUACGUCGAGGAAGAAAUGACUGCAGCUACAAAGCGCCUGCUGGAAUACUUCUCCAACCAACACCAUUGCUCCAUAGAUCUUGACCACUGAAUACAAGCAAAGACCAAUAGCAUGGGUGUGAUAGAAGCUUCUGAGGUGGCAAACACAAUUAAUUUUAGUAAAGCCUAAAGCAUCAGAUGUCUGGUAACAUGGAUGCUGACCCUUCUCUGUUGCUGAAAUGCUUUUUUUAAAGUCCAAUUUCCACCUAUUUAUUUUAAGAAAUGUUGGAAGUGUGUGCUGUGGUUUUAUAUGUUCUCAUACUUUUUAAAUUAAAUAAAAUUUUAUUAUAUUG